This is a messenger RNA of Moneuplotes crassus, 678 nucleotides long. The record is from the annotation of a GenBank genome assembly. NCBI's taxonomy places the organism in Eukaryota, Ciliophora, Spirotrichea, Euplotida, Euplotidae.
AUCCUCUCAAUAAAUUUAAAGAAAAUUCAUUGAUAUAAAAACAAUGGAGGGACAAAAUAUCCAGAAAGAGACUGCAGAACUUUUUUCAACUAUUUCCAAAAGUUUCGCAAGGCUAGCCGAAAUCAUGAGAGGAGAAGCAUCUGAAGAUUCUUUUUCAACAAAGGCUAAAGGAAAAUCAACUAAAUCUUCGAAGAGUGAGAAGUCCAAGAACGAGAAGGCACCUAAAGGAAAGAAACAGAAGAAGAGUAAAGCUGAGAAGGAUCCUAAUGCACCUAAGAAGCCUCUUACCGCCUUCAUGCUUUACACGAACAAAAGGAGGGAAGAAGUCAUGAAGGAGAACCCAGGGCUAAAGAUCACUGAAAUAUCUUCCAUCAUUGGGAGAGAAUGGAAGGAACUUACUGAAGAAGAGAAAGAUAUAUGGAAAGAGAAGCAUAAUGAUGCCAAGCUUAUAUAUGAGCUUAAUGUCUUCAACUACAAAAAGGGCAAAGGUCAACUUGUUGAGAACGAACCCACUUAUAAAAGUAAAAGCAAAGGAAAUGCUGAAGGUCAGAAAUCCGCCAUGAAGACAAUGUCAGGAAAGAAGAGAAAGAAGUAUAGCGAGGAUGGCAGCAGUAUAGAAUCAUCAAGUGAAGAGGAGGAAAUUAAGCCUAAGAGACAUAAGGCUAAAUAAAGCAUGAA